UGGGCACCUGCGAUGGCUUUGAGCUUCAGGGCUAAGAGGACAGACGCGACGUAUCCAAAUUCCCUCUAAUCCGGCUGUGUAAGUCAAAGUUUCAGUGGCAUUUGUAGAACGGGUCUGCACCAGGAAAGGGAGAAGGGUAUAAAAUGUUAGGACAUCCCGCUUGGAAACUGCCGGAUGCUAGAAGAGCGGCGCAUCCUAGUCUUCACCCCCUGAUUAGCCUCCUCCCCUUUCCCUCCUGUCCAUCAACUCCUCCAACAUCUCCACCCUCCUCAGCAGAUCUAGCGCCCACGGCGGCGUCUUUCUAUCGGCUCUCCCAUCCGCCUGCCGUUUUGCUGCCCCCUCUACCGCCUUCAACUUCCCUUGUAUCUCCUCUACUGCUGCUAGCUUCUCCUGCCUUUCAUCUACCCGCAUCCCCAGAUCCACCGCCCACUGCGGCACGCUCCUGUCAUCACGCUUUCCCACCCCCAUCUUCACCGCACCCUCUGAGCCCUUUACUCUUCCCAUUGCCCCCUCUACCUCCUCCACCCUCAGCCUCGUCUCCACUGCGCACCGUACCACCUCCACUUGCAACUACGCCAACUCCUCUUUCAUAGCCAGCUUCAAGUAGCUCUUCUCUAGCUGCUCAGUCCUCACUUCCCCAUUCUUUAUCGUUUGCUCCAUCCGGUGCCAGUAAUUCUUUGACUGCUCCUCCUCCUCUGACAUCUUUCUCUGGUGGUGCUCGAGACUACCCUGGACAAACACCUUGACGUGGUUCUCCACCUCGGACUUGAUGUAGAUGUGGACGUCCUUCUUCAAGUUGGGGAGAAGGUUUGAAGUAAUAGCAGAAACAGCUUCAUCGCGCAGACCAA
Molecule: messenger RNA, 848 nt
Organism: Trematosphaeria pertusa
Lineage: Eukaryota; Fungi; Ascomycota; Dothideomycetes; Pleosporales; Trematosphaeriaceae
Exons: 1
Coding region: 144-593 (149 amino acids)
Source: RefSeq, a predicted model, not a curated record